Messenger RNA from Akanthomyces muscarius, 246 nucleotides. RefSeq lists its product as uncharacterized. The record is from RefSeq and is a predicted model, not a curated record. The transcript has 4 exons. NCBI's taxonomy places the organism in Eukaryota, Fungi, Ascomycota, Sordariomycetes, Hypocreales, Cordycipitaceae. Bases 1 to 246 code for a protein of 81 amino acids.
AUGGCCUACGUCUUCGCACUUGCAACUGGGGGCACUGCCUCCACCACAGGGCGCCAGAGCGGCACCGCGAUAAAGCGGUUCAGACAAUGGCAUGGCGUCUUCCCAAACCGGAUUUGGUUAAUCCGCCUUGAAGCCGUGUCAGCCGCCGAAUCUAAACGCUCGACUUGCAUGAUACUCACGGGUACGAGCUCGCCGUUACACCGCUUCGCUCUGCCAAACGGAGCGGUGACGACAGUGAGGACCUAA